Molecule: messenger RNA, 1195 nt
Organism: Ceutorhynchus assimilis (cabbage seed weevil)
Lineage: Eukaryota; Metazoa; Arthropoda; Insecta; Coleoptera; Curculionidae
Source: the annotation of a GenBank genome assembly
GCUAGGAGCGUUGUGGGAAAGGAGUGACGUUUCAUGACUCACAACAAGAACAUUGAGUCAGUCAUGGAUCUGCACACAAAGCAGAGACAAUUUUCUGGCCAACUAUACAAGUACACCAACGUAGUGAAAGGAUGGCAGUAUCGCUACUUUUUCGUAGACUCAAAUGCAGGCCUUUUACACUAUUAUUUGUGCGAAGGCGAGAAACCCGAAGGUACAGUGCCUAGGGCUUCUUUUCAUUUGGCUGGUGCUGUUAUUUGUCCAAGUGAGGAAGAUUCAAAAACCUUCACUGUGAAUUGUGCUUCAGGUGAUAUGUUAAAACUAAGAGCAGUAGAUGCCAAAGCUAGACAGGAAUGGGUGAACGGGUUAAGAGCAGUAGCAGAGUCACAUACAAAGGCCAUCUCAGCAAAUAGUCCACCACUUCCACCCAAAGAACACCUAGCAGUCUUGGACGCGCUCGGUUGUGUCCGUUCCCAACUCCAUCAAACUGAACAAUCAGACUCGGCACUUUGUCGCAGCAUAGAAUCAGCCGGAAGCAAAUUUUUCAUAGACCCGAACCUGCUUUUGCUCAAAGCAACGUCGGCCGCCAGUCUACAUUGUUUAAACCAAUGCCUGAACAUUUUGCAAAGGAACCAACACGCCCAACAGAGCAGGACAGGGUUGGUGAUAGAUGACGAUUAAUAUUUUGGGGAAAUUGGGAGAAAUUGUUUUCGGUAUUUGAGGAGUUGCGUGGGGUUAUUGGGGGAGUGUCUCAACGGGCCUGUAGGCCGACACCAUCAUAUCAGAUAUUAGGAUAGAUGUAGAAUAAUUCGAUGUCUGACAAAUUGGGUGCAUAGUUGCUUGACUUAUUUUAAUGGCAUAAUAUUACAUGAUAGUUGCUUUUCCAGGUAUUACAGGGUCUAAAUUAUUAUCCGAAAGUAUUAAAAAAAUGUAUCUUACUAUUAAAACUUAAUUUUUAAGUUUUUUAAUCUUUACUUUAGGAAGAAUAGGAUGUUGUCAAAGUUUUCCCAUAUGAAAUUGAGUCUGAAGAAAUGGAACACCCUGUGAACUUCCAUUGCAUUUUUAAGCAGCUCUUUUUACAAUAUAUACCCCUUUUUUUUGUCUGGAUUUAUUGUGAAUAUGUUAUACUUUUUUUUGUACAAAGAUUCGUUAGUUGAUAUUAAUAGAAGUGUAAAUAAUAAUAAUUAUAUAACAAUGA